UGCUUUCUCCGUCGUGAUUUGUCAUAAUCGAUCACGGACGCCCCAACCGCACAACCAGCCGAGACAAUCAAUCGAGUCUGUCAGUUGCUGCAUUCGCCGUGCGUGCAAGCACGAACAAACUAGUGCACUCUGAAUUUUCUUUUGCUAAUAUCUUCCUUUCCUUGCUCCUUCCUCGUGUCAACUUCACCCGUUCAGCUCCGCCAUUGUUUAUAGCUUCUCCGCCACACAGCCUGCCGCCGCCUCGUGUGUAUAUGUAGCCACAUCUCGCGAGCUCGCAGUGCAGUGUCGGUGUGGCCAAGAACGAAGCGUGCCAUUUGAUACUAUUACAGAUCCCCGUGAGUCGCUACUCCCGAGUCCUGACAACCACGAAGAAUUCAAGAAAUGGCCUCAGCUGAGCUGCCGUCAGACAUGUUCGCCUUCCCGUGCCGAGACGACGGCACGUCGACGGAGCUGUCGCCGCCGGUCGUGAUCUCGGUGCUCGCGUCCAUCCUGGAGCGGCACAUCGCCCUCAACGAGAGGGCCCUGGCGGCGGGGAGCCGCGAGGCGGCAGGCGACGCCAACGAGGCGGGAGACAACGACUCGGCGGCGGUGACGGUGACGAGGAGGAGGGUGCGGGCCUUCGACAGUGGCACGGUGCUGGACAUGAGCCUGCACGCGUUCCUGGAGCGGUUCUCCCGGUACGCGCACGUCUCGCCGCAGGUGUACGUCGUGGCGUACGCGUACCUGGACCGGCUCCGCCGCGGCGACGCCGGCGUGCGCGUGGUGCGCGCCAACGCACAGCGCCUGCUCACCACGGCCAUCCUCGUCGCCUCCAAGUUCGUCGAGGAUAGGAACUACAAGAACUCGUACUUCGCGGCGGUCGGCGGGCUGAGCGCGGCGGAGCUGAGCGCGCUGGAGUUGGACUUCCUCUUCCUGAUGCAGUUCAGGCUCAACGUGUGCGCGAGUGUGUUCCAGAGCUACUGCUGCCACCUGGAGCGGGAGGUGAACUACGGCGGCGGGUACCGGGUCGAGAGGCGCCCCGAGAAGGCGAUCGUCUGCGCGGGAGAAGCGCGGGCGCAGGAGCCGCAACACCGGCAGGCAGCGGCGGCUCAGUAAAAUUCCGCGACCGCGAGAAGCUUGCAGAGUUCCGGCCUUAGCCGAGGCCGUGGAGCCAUCUACAGCGUGCUCCGUCACCGGCAACCGAACAGCAGCUGCACGAGUUGAUCGCUGCGGCAUCGCCAGUAGAGACGAUUUCGGUGGCCAAAAGUCCACAAGGAUGUACAUAGCAUAAUCAUGGCUUGCCUAUGAGUUAGAUUUGCGAGCGAAAUUGUACAUGGCAACUGUUUCUAUCUCUCUUUUUUCUUUU
Molecule: messenger RNA, 1345 nt
Organism: Phragmites australis (common reed)
Lineage: Eukaryota; Viridiplantae; Streptophyta; Magnoliopsida; Poales; Poaceae
Product: cyclin-P2-1-like
Exons: 1
Coding region: 382-1095 (237 amino acids)
Biological process (GO): regulation of cyclin-dependent protein serine/threonine kinase activity
Molecular function (GO): protein kinase binding
Source: RefSeq, a predicted model, not a curated record